This is a messenger RNA of Cyprinodon variegatus (sheepshead minnow), 1050 nucleotides long. RefSeq names its product diencephalon/mesencephalon homeobox protein 1-A-like. The annotation marks the transcript as partial. The transcript is spliced from 5 exons. The record is from RefSeq and is a predicted model, not a curated record. Gene Ontology annotation, molecular function: RNA polymerase II transcription regulatory region sequence-specific DNA binding; DNA-binding transcription factor activity, RNA polymerase II-specific. Gene Ontology annotation, biological process: regulation of transcription by RNA polymerase II. NCBI's taxonomy places the organism in Eukaryota, Metazoa, Chordata, Actinopteri, Cyprinodontiformes, Cyprinodontidae.
GGUAGCUUUGCAUCCUCCCCACAGCCACAGCAAACACUGAGCGGUCCGCGGAGCGCAGCGCACGCAGCGGACUAUCCUCAAGACGGUAAACUAAAGGACAACGGGAGUGAAGAGAAGGAAAGUGCGGCUGGUAAACUUUGGAAAGAAGUGAAGCGCAUCUUCAUUCUGGUGGAUACAUCUACAGAUUGCAGAGAAAACAGAAAUCUCCUCGGCCAUGCAGCACUACGGGGUGAACGGCUACUCUUUGCACGCCAUGAAUUCCCUGAGUGCCAUGUACAACCUUCACCAACAGGCGGCGCAGCAAGCGCAGCAUGCACCUGACUACAGGCCCUCAGUGCAUGCCUUAACUCUUGCAGAGAGACUUGCAGACAUUAUCCUUGAGGCCCGCUAUGGCUCCCAACACAGAAAACAGCGACGCAGUCGUACAGCCUUCACUGCUCAGCAGCUGGAGGCCCUGGAGAAGACCUUCCAGAAGACACACUACCCUGAUGUAGUGAUGCGGGAGCGCCUUGCCAUGUGCACCAACCUGCCUGAGGCCCGUGUGCAGGUCUGGUUCAAGAACCGUCGGGCCAAAUUUCGCAAGAAGCAGCGCAGCCUUCAAAAGGAGCAACUACAGAAGCAGAAGGAAGCAUCAGGGGCUGCUGAUGGCUCACCAGAAGACUCUAAAACAGACCCCACAACAACUCCUAACUCAACCACUACUGUGGUUCCUGAGGUUUGCACUCCUCCACCUCCUCCUUCCUCCUCUUCAUCCUGUCAUUCAGAGUCAGAAAGGCUGGCCGCAGCACGGCCUCAGCCAGGAGAGUUGAGCGUGGAAGUCAACGUCACAUCCCCAGAGCCGUCGGACAGCGAGUCAGCAGCAGAAGAUAACGCUGAGCGAGAGGAGGAGGAAAUAAGCGGGGAGUCCAGGGUGAAACUCAGGGAGGAGGUGCAAGGAGAGGGGUCUGCCCAGAUGGGUAGCAGCUCUCCAGCCUGCAAAAGACUAAGCCCUACAUCAGACUCUCCAAUAAGCUCCCCUGCACUGCCAUCCUCCAGCAGUGUAACCAGUGG